CUGUCCCCUUUGCCCCCUAAGCAUUCUGCAGAGAAAGGGAGCGGAGAAGGAGGCUGGGGAGGGAGAAGAUCUCCCAAGAAGUUCUCGCUGACCAGCUGGCUGUCUUGCAGGAUCUCAAAUGGUUUUCUUUAGGGCCGGUUUAUUCUACUUGCCCCCUAGAUAUCACAGAAAGCCAUCCCCCUUAUAACUUGGAUUUUCUUCUUGGCUGUUUUUUUAGGCCACUUCUGGAAAGGUGCUUAUUGCCAACAAACAGAUGACUUAAAACCUACAUGGAUUACACACGUUUUAUUUAUGUCAACCCUGCAGAGAGCUGGAUGCUGCAGUGAGCACAGGAUAUAAAGGGAAUGCCCAGAGAAGCAGAGGCAAGCUCUCUGCAGGACAGGUGUGCUCUGACGGAGGCUGAACUGUGAGGUGGAGGAGGCCGUAACGAGGCCCAGAGGGAGCCUCCCAUCCUCCCUACCUGAUCAGCGCUAGAGGCCCGACGGCCAUGGCUCCCCGAAAGCGUGGGGGCGGCAGCAGCCGUGGUGGCCUCUCCUUCGUCUUCUGCUGUUUCAACAGCAACGAUCACCCUGAGAUCACCUACAAACUGAGAGAGGACUUUGCCCUGCAGAGCAUGGAGCCAGCUCUGCCCAUGCCCGGAUAUGAUGAGCUGGAUAACAUGUUCUCUGAGUUGGUGGAUGAGCUUGACCUUACAGAAAAACACAGGGAAGCCAUGUUCGCCCUACCAGCAGAGAAGAAAUGGCAAAUCUACUGCAGCAAGAAGAAGGAACAAGAAGAAAAUAAAAGUGCAACUAGUUGGCCAGAAUAUUAUAUUGAUCAGCUCAAUUUAAUGGCAGCUAGAAAGACACUUCUCGCGCUGGAGAAGGAAGAUGAGGAAGAAAGAAAUAAAACUGUAGAGAGCCUGAAGACAGCUCUGAGGACACAGCCUAUGAGGUUUGUGACACGUUUCAUCGAUCUGGAUGGCCUGACAUGCAUCCUCAACUUCCUGAAGAGCAUGGACUAUGACACCACAGAAUCACAGAUCCAUACGUCGCUGAUCGGCUGCAUUAAGGCUCUGAUGAACAACUCACAAGGCCGCGCCCACGUCCUCGCGCACACAGAGAGCAUUAAUAUCAUCGCUCAGAGCCUGGCCACAGAAAACAUUAAGACUAAGGUGGCAGUGCUUGAAAUAAUGGGCGCAGUGUGCCUGGUUCCUGGUGGACACAAAAAGAUCCUGGAGGCCAUGCUUCACUACCAACGCUUCGCCUGCGAGAGAACGCGCUUCCAGUCGCUAAUAAAUGAGCUGGAUCGCAGCACUGGGAGAUACAGAGAUGAAGUCAGCUUGAAAACAGCCAUCAUGUCCUUUAUUAACGCUGUACUGAGUCAAGGAGCUGGAGAGACUAGUUUGGAAUUUCGAAUCCACCUUCGAUAUGAAUUUCUUAUGCUGGGAAUUCAACCUGUGAUCGAUAAGCUGCGAUCACAUGAAAACUCCACAUUAGAUAGGCAUUUAGACUACUUUGAAAUGCUGCGGAACGAAGACGAGCUCGCUUUGUCUAAACGGUUCGAGUCGGUACACAUAGACACAAAAAGUGCCACUCAAGUUUUCGAUCUCAUCCGCAAGAAGAUGAACCUCACCGAUGCAUACCCACACUUUAUGUCUGUGCUGCAUCACUGUCUGCUAAUGCCACACAAGAGAAGUGGAAACACGGUACAGUACUGGCUGCUGUUGGACCGGAUCGUCCAGCAGAUGGUCCUACAGAAUGAUAAAGGUCACGACCCCGACAUCGCACCACUGGAGAACUUUGACGUAAAGAAUGUGGUCAGGAUGCUGGUUAAUGAAAACGAGGUUAAACAGUGGAAAGAGCAGGCAGAGAAAAUGAGGAAAGAGCACCAUGAGCUGCAGCAAAGGUUUGAGAAGAAAGAGCGUGAAUGUGAUGCAAAGACGCAGGAGAAAGAGGAAAUGAUGCAGACGCUCAACAAGAUGAAAGAGAAGCUGGAAAAGGAGAGCAACGAACACAAGAAUGUAAAACAGCAAGUGGCUGAACUUACAGCACAACUGCACGAGCUCAGCACCAGACGGGCAGCAGCUGUUGUUCCUGGAGGUCCUCCCCUGCCCCCCGGCCCCCCUGGCAGCCCUCUGCCUCCUUCGACGAUGCCAGCAUUUACAGGCCUGUGUCCCCCUCCUCCUCCCCCUCCUCCUGGUGGUGCGAUGCCUCCUCCGCCUCCCCCACCUCCACCACCUGGUGGCCCUCCACCUCCCCCUGGGCGAGCACCCACUGGGGGUAUCCCUCCACCACCAGGAGCCCCCCUGGGACCUUCUUUAAAGAAGAAGACCAUUCCUCAGCCAUCCAAUGCGCUCAAGUCUUUCAACUGGUCCAAGUUGGCUGAGAAUAAACUGGAGGGAACUGUUUGGAUGGAUGUGGACGAUGCCAGAGUUUUUAAAAUCUUAGACCUGAAAGACAUAGAAAAGACCUUCUCAGCCUAUCAGAGACAGCAGAAAGAAGCAGAAGACGACACAUUGGGGUCAAAGAAAGUCAAGGAGCUGUCAGUCAUUGAUGGUCGUCGGGCUCAAAACUGCAACAUUCUUCUCUCACGACUGAAGCUCUCGAAUGAGGAGAUGAAAAGAGCCAUUCUUACCAUGGAUGAGCAUGAGGACCUUCCUAAAGACAUGCUGGAGCAGCUGCUGAAGUUUGUUCCUGAGAAGAGUGAUGUGGAUCUACUGGAGGAACACAAGCAUGAGCUGGAUCGAAUGGCUAAACCUGACCGCUUCCUCUAUGAGAUGAGCAGAAUAAACCACUACCAACAGAGGCUUCAGUCUUUAUACUUCAAGAAGAAGUUUGCAGAGAGGAUAGCUGAGAUCAAACCCAAAAUUGAAGCUCUUACCAAGGCUUCUAAGGAGAUAUUACACAGCAAAAACCUAAAGCAGCUGCUGGAGGUGGUGCUCGCUUUUGGAAACUACAUGAACAAGGGUCAGAGGGGCAAUGCGUAUGGCUUUAAAGUGUCCUCACUCAACAAGAUCGCUGAUACCAAAUCUAGUAUUGACAAAAACAUUACUCUGCUGCACUACUUGAUCACCAUCCUAGAGAAGAAAUAUCCCAAAGUCCUGAAGUUCCAGGAAGACCUGCAGAGUGUCUCAGAGGCAGCUAAAGUCAACAUGACAGAGCUGGAAAAAGAUAUCGGAAACCUGCGCAGCGGCUUAAAGAGUGUAGAGAGUGAGCUGGAAUUUCAGAAGAAACGCCCGCAGGAACCGGGCGAUAAGUUUGUGUCCGUGGUGAGCCAGUUCAUCACGGUGGCCAGCUUCAGCUUCUCUGAUGUGGAGGACUCUCUAACUGAAAGCAAAGAACUGUUCCUGAGGGCAGUGAAGCACUUUGGGGAGGAUGCCGGCAAGAUGCAGCCAGAUGAGUUCUUUGGCAUCUUUGACCAGUUCCUGCAAUCCUUCAGCGAGGCUCAGCAGGAAAACGAGAACAUAAGAAAACGAAAGGAAGAGGAGGAGCGCAGGGCCAAAAUGGAAGCUCAGCUGAAAGAACAAAGGGAGAAAGAGCGCAAGGCCCGGAAAGCCAAAGCAAAUGGUGAGGACGACGGCGGCGAGUUUGAUGACCUUGUGUCUGCGCUGCGAUCAGGCGAGGUCUUCGACAAGGAUCUGUCCAAGAUGAAACGCAACCGCAAGCGGAUCAACCUCCAGAACACGGACCCUAGCAGAGAGCGGCCGGUCACCAAGCUCAACAUCUAACCGUCCAUCUCUCUCUGCAUUGCUUUCUCUCGGGGUCAAACCGACCUGCACAUUCCUCUGCCCAUUCAUUCACCACCACCCAGGAAGGCAUUAAUUUAUCAUGACCGCGUCGCAGAGCCAUGCACCACACAACACGUUCAGAUACUGUCUGUUUUUCCUUAUUCUGUUAUUGAGAAAUGAGAGGGUGCAGAAACCAAAUGCCAAUGAAGUGUGAGCAAACCAGUUCAGUUUGUUCGGACGAAGCUGGAGAAGAGCCUCCCUCCAGGUGUGGGAAAUGCUCGUGGUUGUUUGAUAGCAUCCCUUCUGUGCUGCUUUUUUUACAUCAGAAUCUAUGCACAAACUAAGAUGUGCAGCUUUUAGUCUCCUUUAGAGCCGGGUGCGUUAUCCAAAAAAGAAAAAAAAGAGAGGCCAUUUUGUACAGACUGGUUUCAUCAAUCGAAAGGAGGCCAGGUUCAGGUACCAGAGGUGUCCCACAGAGACUCGCUGACUGUAACACUGGGACCGAUGCGAUUUAAACUAACAGAGAAGCAGGGAUUUUUCUAUUCAAACUGAUGGGGAGCAUUUAUUAUGUCAUGUGUAUGUUUCAUUUGAACAUUCUCCUGCUAAGAGCUGGCCUUGACUCUGUUGGUUUUAUUUGUUUGGUGGGGUACUUUCACAACCUGAAGCCUCUCAAAGUGUGUGAAAACUCAUACAUAGACCACAUAUAUCCAAAUAUAAGGGUGUGUGCCUUGCACAUGCAUAUAGACGUAUAUAAUUCUUACGCUAGAUGCCAUUUUAAGAACAGAAUACAAUUCUUGCAAUAUAUUUCCUCACCACUGAAGAGAGUCACCCUCCUCCCCUCCAAUGUCUUUAUUUGAACAAAUUAAAUAUGUUUUCAGCACACUGGCUGGAUUUCCACUGCAUUAAAAAACCCAUGUAUAAGUUACUUUUUAUUUGUAUUUCUGCUUUGUGAAUCCAUCCCAUGUCAAAAAAUCCCUGCUCAACUUUUAUAAUUUAAAUACUGCCUUCCAUUUGAUCAGAUAUUAAUAAUUAUUAUAAUAAAUGGGAGAAAUUA
Molecule: messenger RNA, 4763 nt
Organism: Cyprinodon tularosa
Lineage: Eukaryota; Metazoa; Chordata; Actinopteri; Cyprinodontiformes; Cyprinodontidae
Product: disheveled-associated activator of morphogenesis 1-like
Exons: 25
Coding region: 488-3709 (1073 amino acids)
Biological process (GO): actin cytoskeleton organization; actin nucleation
Cellular component (GO): stress fiber; actin filament
Molecular function (GO): small GTPase binding; microtubule binding; actin binding
Source: RefSeq, a predicted model, not a curated record